AUGAAAAGGAUUGCUUUCAGUGUUUGGGGAGGAGCAGUCCAUAGAUUUAGACUUUCUCAUCUGUCUGCUAGAGCUUUCUACUCCACAAAUAAGUUCGAAUUCGUUGUUCCAUUACAUCCUUUAUUGCUCCAAAAAGCCAAGUCACUGAGAGAUGAGUUGCGGGAGUUCGAAAAUAAGAUGCUUAAUGGGGAAGUUCUUAAUCCAAAUGAUUCCAAGCAUUUCAAUAGCCUCACUCAUUCAGUCGAUCUUUAUGAUCAAAUUGAGAAGUUAGUGAAGGAGAUUUCCGAACUUCAAGAGAUCCUGACUGAGAAGGAUCAAGAUCCAUCUCUCAUCUCAGAAGCCGAAUUGGAAAUCAAAGGCGUUGAAGCUGAGUUGGAAAAAACUGCCGAAAAUCUCAAAGUCAAAUUACUUCCCCCGAUCCCUUACUCUGAUAGGCCAUGUUUAAUUGAAUUACGUCCUGGUGCAGGAGGACACGAGGCAAACAUAUUUACCGAAGACCUUUUAGAAAUGUACAUCAAAUAUUGCCAAUUACGGGGAUGGGCGUCGAACAUAGAAUCGAAAACAGAACACUCGUCAGGUAGAGGAUUGGUGGAGGCUACACUAUUAAUUAAACAGCCUGGGUCAUAUGGGAGAAUGAGACACGAAGCAGGAGUUCACCGCGUCCAGAGGAUACCCGAAACAGAAAACAAAGGGCGUGUUCACACGUCUGCUGCGGCAGUGGUGGUCUUACCUCAAAUUGAAAACAACAAUGCUGAUCCUGAGGUUCGUAAGUUUAAACCGGGAGAACUGAAAAUCGAUGUCAUGCGUGCGAGUGGUUCAGGGGGACAACAUGUCAAUACUACUGAAUCUGCAGUUCGUAUAACUCAUGUUCCCACUGGAAUAACCGUGAGCAUACAAGAUGAGCGUUCUCAGUUAAGAAACAGGGAGAAAGCUAUGAUUAUUCUGAGAUCCAGACUUGCAGAACUAGAAUUAAACGAAAAAUUGGCGAAAGAAAGAGAGCAAAGAACCGGUCAAGUGUCUUCUGUCGACAGGAGCGAUAAAAUCCGAACAUAUAACUUUCCUCAGAAUCGACUCACAGACCAUAGGUGCGGUUUGACAUUGUACGAUUUGGAAGGUUGCCUUAACGGCGAGAGACUGGACGAUGUGAUAGAUAAGGUAGCAGCCAAGGAAGUAGAAGAUCGUGCUGCUGACCUUAUUUCAACGAUAAAGUCACAAUCUUGA
Molecule: messenger RNA, 1221 nt
Organism: Ogataea philodendri
Lineage: Eukaryota; Fungi; Ascomycota; Pichiomycetes; Pichiales; Pichiaceae
Exons: 1
Coding region: 1-1221 (406 amino acids)
Biological process (GO): translational termination
Molecular function (GO): translation release factor activity
Source: RefSeq, a predicted model, not a curated record